Tribolium madens (black flour beetle) is the source of this 4469-nucleotide messenger RNA. RefSeq names its product A-kinase anchor protein 10, mitochondrial (gene pkaap). Gene Ontology annotation, cellular component: plasma membrane. Gene Ontology annotation, molecular function: protein kinase A binding. The record is from RefSeq and is a predicted model, not a curated record. NCBI's taxonomy places the organism in Eukaryota, Metazoa, Arthropoda, Insecta, Coleoptera, Tenebrionidae. Gene Ontology annotation, biological process: intracellular protein localization. Bases 2891 to 4258 code for a protein of 455 amino acids. The transcript is spliced from 3 exons.
CGGUUAGAAUGACAUGUACCCCAUUUUGGGUGGCAUCUAGGACUUCAUGAUGCGACAUUUCACCAGUUAGGUACAAAUCGGCGUUAAGCCCCCUUAAAACUGAAGCCCCUGAGCCGGCACACAGCCCCACAGUUUCAAUUUUCGAAUCUGGAAAUUAUUUCAUAAAAAAAACAACAAAGUGGGCGUGGCGUGGCGUAACUUACACAAAGUCUUGUUUCUAGCCAAUGCCAGUCUGAGAUUCCUCACUCCGACAUGUUUUUUGACAUUUGUGACGGCAUUUUCUAGUGUAAUGGGCGUGGCUAGUGUAAGAAUACGCCCUGCCCCUUGUCUCGGGUUUUCCAACGGUUUGAUUGGUUCAAUCGAUUUGUAAUCGAAAGCUGAGGCGAGCCAAUCGUUAACGCCCCCUUCGAUGCAAUCCCACGUGGUAUGGGGCGAAAAAACCGCAAUUUCGUGUUUUAUACACUGAAUUACGAUUCGUUCUUUCCAAGUCCUGUGACAAAACGAUUAGUUUUGAUUGGUUGAAAUUUGAAACGUACUUAUCGGAGACUGUUUUAAGGCCUUGGAAUAUAUUAGGGUGGUAUGAGAUAAUGAGCCCUGCUUGGAAAUUUUUAGCUUCAUUGACCACAUCCUCGGUGAGGUCAUUUGUUAAUAGAAUUGUUUUGACAUGUUUGUCGGUCAUUGGGUCGACGAGGAGGCCCACAUUGUCCCAAUUUUCGGCAAGAUUUAAGGGGGCAAACGACUGGAGAGUCUUGACGAUGUCUUUGACCGACAUUUGGGGCCCUGUAGUGUAAUUUUUAAUCCGGUUUAGACCCACGAGACGUCUUAUUAACAUCUGCGAAAUAAAAAACAAAUUGUGAAACAUUUAAUUUUAUUCAGGGAUAAAUUUCCACAAUUUAAUUUCCCCAUCGUCGCUACAAGACACUAAAAUGUCACUUAGGAUGGGGUUCCAUGCCACGCAAUUGACGUCUUGGGUGUGGGCCCGCUGUAUGCACGUCACUUGACUGAAAGUGGGGGCCCCUGGGGUGCACCCUUGAUCCUCUUUAAAAAUUCUGAUAGCGUCGUCACCGCAAGCCGUGGCGAUUAAGUCACUUGUGGGGUUCCAGGACACGUCAUAAAUGGUUCUAUUGUGGUACCCUGAUAUUGUACACACACAUUUCCACGUUUCGUCAUCGGUGAUAACCCCCUCAGUGUUUCCGGGUUUGAACUGUUGCCAGAUUUUCAAAGUGGCGUCGUCGCUACACGAGACAAGUCUUGUCCCCGUGGGGCCCCAACUGAGACUCCAAACGGUCGAUUCGUGUCCUUGCAACGUCGCAAAACAGACCCAAUCGUUGUCUGAUUGGUCCUCUUUGAAUAGUUUCACUGUGUUGUCGUAGGAGGCCGAGGCGAGGAUGUCUUCCUGUGGGUGCCACACGACCUGUAAUAACCCCCAUUGUAACAUUGUAAUAAAAAUAGCCCCCUUGUACUACCUUCUUCACGUCUUGGGUGUGUGCACUCAACACGGCCGCACAGUCGUACUCGUCCUCGUCGGCGAUCUCCCAAAUCCACACUGACUUGUCUCGACUGCAAGUGGCCAAAAAGCGCCCCGAUUUCGACCAAGACACGCUCUUAACCUCGUUUUCGUGCCCCUCGAGUGUGGCAUUGCACUCGAAUUCGCCCGAUUUCUUAUCCCAGAUGCAGGUGGUGGUGUCGAAGGAGGCCGAAGCGAGGUAGUUGCCACAGGGGGACCAUGCAACCUCCCGAAUUGUGCGUGUGUGGCCAUCAGUGAGAAUCACCUUGUUUGACCAUUUCGAGUCGGAGUCUUUCAACCAAAUCCGGAUAGUCUUGUCUUCGCCACACGACGCGAAAGUCUGGCCUUUGGGGUGCCAACUGACGUCCCAUACGCGUCCCGUGUGCUUUGAUAAAGUCUGAAGGGGCUCCAGUUUUGACAUUUGAGGUUAGGGUCAGCGAGCGACAAAAAUGGGGGUUAAAUUGGGGUUUUGUAAAGGGAAAAGGGGCCAGAAAUGCGUCUGAAAGGCUUACCAAUGAGUAGUUUGCGAUAAAAAGUGAGGAAAAGCGUUAUUUGCGACUUAACUUGUUUGGGUUGGUACGACUGUUGAAGCAAGGUAGCCAACCUGUAUCACUCCUGUCGUUUUAUUUAAUAUAAAACUUGUUUUUUGUGAUUUUUUAAUAAUGACAAAGUUGGGUAAAUCCCAAACCGCUGUUAGUUCUUGCACGUUUUAUUAUUUGUCUAUUAAAUUAAUAUUUCUUCUUGUUUAGAAUCAAACUUGCGACGUUGCCACAUUAUACAUUUACAUUUUUGGGUUUUGAGUGCCACAAGACGGACAAGUGGGACCCCCUUUUAGUCCCUACUUAAUUAAAUUGCAAAUUUUAAAUAAGUAAUUUGUGUUAAAAACAAGAAAACACAUAAUUUGUUUUAAUUUCUUUGGGUUGGUGCGACGUAGCCAAUUUGUGUCGUAAAAAUAAAAAAAAACAUGUUUUUGUGAUUAUUUACUGUUAGGGAAAACCCGAACUGAUCUUAAUUUAUGUAUGUUCAUUAUUUGUCUAUGAAAUUAAUAUUUUUCUUGUUUUUUUUUUUUUUCAAAUUAAACUUGCAACGUUGCCACAUUGUAUUCAUAUUUUUGGGUGUAGAGUAUCACGGGACGGAUGUAUGGGGCCCCCGAUCUGUUUAUUUCAUUUUCUAAGGCCUCAUCUCACUUCAAUGGAAUUUUUUAAUUUUUAAAAUUGGUGUUUUUGUCAAGUGUCAGUGUUGCCAACCACCCCCCAUUUGACGUUUACAUUUUUUGUGUCGUGUUUCACAAUCCUACUUUGUUUACCAAAACAAUUCAAUUUUUGCCCCCCUUGGGACACGUAAUUCGCCCCCGGGCCCCCAAACCCCUCAUUACGAUGAACAAUGUUACAGUUUUGGAAAAAAUCAAAAGCCGACAAUGACAGGAGUAUAGCCCCCCCGGUGCCGCCACGGCCGCCCCCGCGAGCGCCCCCUUUGAACCUCUCCGGCCUUGUGGACAUUGAUGAGUUUGAGGCGACGAGAUCACGACUGUGUCGCACCUUGGACGAGGUCUUGGCCGAUAAGGGGGCUUUGGGGCACUUCACCCAGUACAUGGAGUCGCGAAAUGCCUCCAAAUACGUCACUUGUUGGUCCGAAAUCGAGUCUUUCAAGUGCGAAAUCGCGAGUGAAUCUAGUCCCGUGGAGGGCGCAGUCUCAAUCUUCAAGAAAUACAUCGCACAGGAGGCCCCCCACAACGUCAAAUGCCCCGAUUUAAUCCGCAACGAACUGGUGGAAAACAUCUGCGAUUUGGAGAAAAUCGCCGAUUGUUUAGCCCCCGUGCAAAAUUUCGUCCUCGAAGUGAUGGAAAAGGAGUACUUUGGGGCGUUCCUCGCCAGUGAUUACUUCUGCAAGUACCAAAUCGAUGUCUUGACCAGUGGACAAGUGGCCCUCGAAGACAUCCUCUACAACGAAACGGCGCUUUUCUACUUCAUGGAGUUCCUCGAACAGGAGAAUUCUUGCAGUUUAUUGGAGUUUUGGAUCGCUGCAACCAACUUGCAGCAACAUUUGACCACCCAAAAGGAGUUUUUCGACCCGGUGGAGGCCCAAAACGACGCAGUCGUCCUCUACGACAAGUAUUUCUCGCUGCAGGCCCAUUGCCCCCUGGGGUUCGGGGACAGAGUCCGGUUCGAAAUCGAGCAGAAUAUUUGUGGGGAAAAUGGGCUUGUUUUGGACUGUUUCAAGCUACCCUUGAAAAUUGUUGAACAAGUCUUGGAGAAAAACUACCUGAAGCCCUUUUUGGGGUCCCAAUUGUUUUGCAAGUACUUAUCAGAGUUGAUAAAUACCGUGCAAUCGAACGACUAUUUCAAUAUUGAGAAUAAUCGGACUUUGUCGUCGGAUUGUAGCAGCGAGAGGAGUUUUAGUACAAAUAGCGCGUUUCUAGCACUUGAAAUGAAUUUUAAUAAUAAAAAGAAGGAUAAAAACGCGGAUAUGAGUAUUGAUACGAGGCUGUUGUGCGAUCCUGAUUCCCUCUGGAAGAGGAGAAGGACGCAUAGAUUGUCGUGUGGAAGAAUCACAGCUUUGGGGAAAUUUGAAACUGAUUUGGAGCCUGAACCUGAUAAAAAAAGUUUCAAGUUUCGGAAUGUUGUUAAGAAGUUUGUGAGUUUGGAUGAGGAUAAGAAGAAGGAGGAAAUGGCGUGGCAAGUGGCCGAAAUGAUUGUCAAAGAUAUUACGAAUGUUACUCUAAAUCAGGAAAAACCGAGAUCGUCAUUGUGAUAAUAAUAUCAGAGCUCAAAGUAUUCGAGUAGAGAGUGAUUUCCACUUUUUUCAAAGGCUGUGUUUCCCCCCCGUGCGUUUAUGUUGGUAGCACUGCGAUGGUCUGUAGGUUAGUCAUUAGCUUGGAUUUUAUUAUUUUUGUAUGAAUGCAUUUGUUGUAAAUACUUCUUUAGUGUAUAAACAUAUUUAUAUAUUAAAAUAUUUUAACAAG